AUUUGUAGAUAAAUUUGAAGUAAUUCAAUUUUGACAUUGCAAAUCAUUUUUAAUGGAAAUCAAUAAUGAGAAUAAUAGGAUUUAAAAAAAAUAAAAAAUAAAAAAAAAGAAAGAAAAAAUAAUUGUUUUAUUUAGAAUUUAUUGAUAAAAUGACUUAAAUACAAUCAUGUCACAAUGCAAAAAAAAUCAUGAUGGUUUUAUGUUAAAUGUGACCUGGAGUAAUUUUUCAUGGCAUUCACCAAUACUGUACGUACACCAAAACAAGGGACAGUUCUUGUGGUUCUUUUGACCCCAUAGACAGCUACUCAGACUGACUGCAAUCAGGCCAAUUCACCCUCAGUCUGAAUUCUAAUGACAAACUAGCAGCAUUUGCACACCUUGGACUGUAUUAGCGUCAGCGCCUGAGCUAAUGUUCUCAGUUUAACCUCCCUCUCAGCAGCCAGAGUUAUCCUGUCCUGAAAAUGCUGCCUAAGCCCUCGCUCUGCUGUGUGAGAGCUCUUAAUUCCCUCCAGCUAAACGCGUUGUGCUCCCUCUCUCUCUUUCUCUCUUGCUCUGAGCAGCCCUGACUUAACUAGCCAGAGAAAUCUGUUGCGUUUUGCACUGUGGCUACCCGCUGUCCCUUGUGGCGCAGGUUUGAGCCCCCCUCAGAGUAGAGACAUGUGGCGAAGGACAGGAGUGUCCACCGCAGGAAGUGACAACAGGAUCCCCUGAGCUCAAAAACAAAGGAUAACCACCACCGAUUAACGCGGGGACAAGGAGACGUGAGCCCAGGGGAAUAUCAGCUAUGUUGACACCAUGGAGAUUGUUCCUCUGCCAGAUGGCACUGAACAUAUUCUAUCACAUUGCGAAAGCCAGUUUAUGCCUUGGUGGUCAAGACAUAUUUGCCACGGUCCGAGAGAACAGUCCCACUGGAGAGAUCAUAGCCAACCUCGGUAUCAAUGGAGACCCUGGAGCCAGUAGCAUCCGCCUGUGUCUCACAGGAGAAAACGCUGACUGGUUUUACCUUGAGGGGCGAACAAUCCGACUCAACUCGUCGUUUUCAAGGAUCUUAGAUCGAGAGGUGCUGGGAUCAGUUCUGAUAGCUGCUUUGACAUGUUAUGAAGAUAAUAUAAUUAGGAGUCGAUAUCGAAUUAUGGUGGAAAUAUUGAAUGAAAAUGACAACAUGCCAUAUUUCCUUGAAGACACCAUUCAGCCACGAUAUAUAAGUGAGUUGCUGACUGUAAACUCGAUGGUGUUCACAGUAAAAGCUAGAGACGGCGAUGGAGACACAAUCACUUAUAUGACCGACAAAUCCACAUCUGAUGCCAGCUAUUUUAGGAUUGAUCUGCCCAACAGCGGGAUGGUGAUCCUGGAUAAACCGCUGGACUAUGAGACUAAAACCCAGCUGGAGGUGGUCAUAUUUGCUGUGGAAACGACCACAAAAGAAAAGUACAGCGCAACAGCUACAAUCACUGUGAAUGUUCUAGACGGUGAUGACCAGUAUCCUCAGUUUCAGCCAUGUGCACCUGUUUAUGAAGAUGGAGAUCAUAAUAUCUGCACCAACCCUGUGUACAGUGUUAACAUCACAGAGACAGAUGAGGAUGCUGUGCUCUAUUUUUCUCCGGGGCCCAUUCAUGCUGAAGACGGAGACAAAGACAUACUGACUCCUCUAGUCUACAGUAUUCUGUCAGGUGAUGACAAUGGCAGAUUUACAAUCGACUCUAAAACAGGAGAGAUCUCUCUCAAGCAGCGUGUGGAAAACAGACUCCUCAUGCCUUCAUUCAGCCUCCGCAUAAUGGCUGCUCAAGUGAACGACCCAAAGAAAUAUUCGGUGGCGACGGCACUGGUGCAUGUGUUGUCAAAGAACCGAUUUCCUCCAUUCUUCAACAAGACCGUCUACAAAGGGUUCCUCAUUGAGAGCUCCAGCCCUGCCACACUGGUCACUACCUACGGGAACCAAGUCCUGGUCGUCCAGGCCAUCGACAGGGACUUCAGAGAUGGAAUAAAUCCAAAAAUCCAUUACACAAUGCAGCCCUUGACAGGGAGCAAUAAACUGUACCACAUUACCCAGGAUGGCAUUGUGAUCGCAAGGACGGACCGACUCAGAGCGUUCGACCGACACAUCCUGGAGGUGAUUGCAACAGAUGAAGAGUCAGGUGAAACAGCCCAUGCUUCAGUGGAUAUUGAAGUGCUGCAGAGGGGACAACCAGUUCCCAGAAGUCCGUUUGGUGAGGAACGUCUGUUUGGAGAUAUGAACGUAGGGAUGGCCGGCGGCAUCGCUGCCCUUGUUCUGAUAGUGGCUGUGAUAGUACUAUUUCUCUUCCUCUGGCUGAUCAAGAGACGGAGAGAGAGACGGGAUCCAGCAGACAGGGGCGCAGUAGCUCUUGGGAAACACCCAAAUGUGGAGGCAUCAUCACCCAUCUCUCCUCGCCAUGUGUUGUAGGACUAAAUCAGCAGCAUCACAGCCAUAUUUGAGAAAACUCUAUUUCUAGAGGCACGUGCAGUCAAGAUAUCUGUGCCAGGUCCAAGAACAUUGUGAGAGACACAUGGAGGUGAACAUACAAAUCUUUGUAAACAGCUGUUUUUGUGGCAUUUUGUGUAAAUCUGGAAUGUUUUGGUUUUUUGUGGAAGGAUACAGGGUAAUACAGUCCCAUGAGCCCUGGUCAUGGCAGCUUAUAUGUUGAAACAGAGUAUGAACUUUUGGAAUUUUGUCUGAAGCAGUUAAGUGAAAAAAAUGCCACUAUACUGUAUAUACUGUUAAAAAACU
Molecule: messenger RNA, 2746 nt
Organism: Cyprinus carpio (common carp)
Lineage: Eukaryota; Metazoa; Chordata; Actinopteri; Cypriniformes; Cyprinidae
Product: cadherin-related family member 5-like
Exons: 15
Coding region: 785-2422 (545 amino acids)
Biological process (GO): homophilic cell-cell adhesion
Cellular component (GO): membrane
Molecular function (GO): calcium ion binding
Source: RefSeq, a predicted model, not a curated record